Cololabis saira (Pacific saury) is the source of this 1439-nucleotide messenger RNA. Its product is annotated as complement C1q-like protein 4. The coding region runs from base 34 to 618 and encodes 194 amino acids. The transcript has 3 exons. Lineage: Eukaryota; Metazoa; Chordata; Actinopteri; Beloniformes; Belonidae. Gene Ontology annotation, molecular function: protein binding. The record is from RefSeq and is a predicted model, not a curated record.
AGACUUCAGAAGGGAGAGCAACACUGAAACAAGAUGAGCUUUACCCAAUUACAGUUAUUGGGGUUGUUACUUGGCGUUGUUGCGGCCCAGGAUGGCGGUCCUAUGUUCGAGUUCCUGGGGGAGUUUGGUGCCAUGAAAAGAAAGCAGGAAGCCACGGACGCCAGGCUGAAGGAGGUUGAAAACCAGAUCCUGGAAAUGAAGAGCAAAGAGGCAAUGCAGGUAGUAUUCAGUGCUGCAACAGGUGGCAAUGGGGGAAUUGGACCAUUCCCAACGCUCACGACUGUCGUGUACAGGAAAGUGAUAACGAACGUGGGAGACGCCUACAAUCAGUCCACUGGUAUCUUUACCGCACCUGUGGCAGGGAUUUACUACUUCACCUUCUUUUAUCAUGCUGGAGGAGGUCACCGCGUCAGUCUGAAACUCAUGAAGAACGGCUGCACCGUCGUGACUGCCUACGACCACCAGACGGCCCACGAUGGCGCUGAUAACGGCGCCAACGCAGUGUUCCUGCAGUUGCAGCAAGGGGACAAAGUGUACAUAAGCCUGGGUGCAAACACACAAGUCUGGGGAAAUGAUGAAAUCACCACUUUUAGUGGUUUUCUGCUGAGUCAGAUCUGAGUAAAAGUCAAUUUCAAGGCUUCAUUUGUUGAAUCAAUAAUUUUUGACACACUUCAAAAUACUGCUUUCCUUUGCAGGGUCAGGCGGGUCUGCUUGACUCUGCUAAUAACACUAAUAAUCACACCUACGGAGAAUUUAGAAUCAUCAAUUAAUAGUAUACGCAUGUUUUUGGACUGUGGGAGGAAGCCGGAGUACCCGGAGGGAACCCACACAAGCACGAGGAGAACAUGCAAACACACAGAAAGACCCUGCCGGGCCUGGGAGUUGAACCGGGAACCUUCUAGCUUUGAGGCAACAGUAACCACCAAGCCACCGUACUGCCCCUCAGAAUUUCCUCAAUGCAGAGGUGGGAAGGUGGGAAUCUUUUACUAUCUCAAGAAACAAUUUCAUUACGAUUUUUGGGGCUAUGAUUCGUUUCAAAAUAUAUUUUUGAUUCAAAACGAUUUUCGAUUCAAAACAGUUCGAUUCAUAAUGACUUCUGCUUUGAUAGGUAUAAAAAGGAUCCUCAUGAUCUACUUCAGUCUGCUUUGCAAGAGAGAAUGAUAAAUGGAGACAUUUAAGUGUCUUUUUCACAUUAAUUAAAUUUUAAACAUUUAUCCAUACCAAGAACACAGAAGAGAAUUAGGGCCACUGAAGAAAAAAAAUUUGAUUCUAAGAAAAAAGUCAGAAUUCUGACUUUUAUUUCACUAAGCCUCGCAAGACAACAUUUUAUAAGAAUUACGAUCAUCUGCAAAACUGUUCAGUGACCCCCCCCCCACCUGCAAGAUCUUCCCAGUAAAAAAAUAUUUAAAAAAAUAAUAAAAGCAACACAGUGUCUGAAA